CUCUGUAGUUGAGUCUGGAAGGGGAGGCAGAGAGCUGGGGUUGUUGCAUCAAUGGGAGAGGCUGGAGAUUCAACAGAAAGGCCAGUGUCCGUGGCGGUGUGUGCGGGCUGCAGGCUGCAGAUUCGGGACCCCAUCAUCCUGCAUGUGUCCCCCGAUUUGGACUGGCACGCGUCCUGCCUGCGCUGCUCAGAGUGCCAUUGCAGACUGGAGGACAGGGACAGCUGCUUCCUGAGAGACGGCAGGACAUUCUGCAGAGAGGACUACCUCAGGAUGUUCGCGGUGAGGUGUGCCCAGUGCGGGGAGCCCGUCCUCUCCUCGGACCUGGUGCUGAAGGCCAGGGGGCGUGUCUAUCACCGACACUGCUUUCGCUGCGUGGUCUGUGCUCGGCAGCUCUUGCCUGGGGACCAGUUCACUCUGCAGCCAGGGGGGCUGCACUGCCAGACUGAGCAGCUGAUCUCCGAGAGCCCAGAGGAGGAGCUGGGGGACUCUGGCAGCCCACAGCCAGGGCUAACAGGGAGCCCGUGCGAGGGUCGAGCGCUCAGCGGAGGGGAGAGGCUGGCCCGUGUGCGCACCGUCCUGAGUGAGCCCCAGCUGCUGGCACUGCGGUCCUGCUACGCAAUGAACCCGCGGCCUGACGCGCUGGCCAAGGAGCAGCUGGUCAAGGUGACCGGCCUCAGCCACCGCGUCGUCCGCGUCUGGUUCCAGAACAAGCGGUGUAAGGACAAGAAGAGGACGCUGCUUCUGGCCAGGCAAGGGCCACUCACCCCCCGAGACAACACGACUCUGCAGGGUGUGAGUGCCACUCUGCUGGUGGCUUCGAGCCCGGAGCCCCAAGAUGCCACCCUCCCGCGCAGCCCUCUCAGGGUGGAACGCUAUGAGUCGCCGUGGCAGCGGCUCAGCGGCCUGCCGCUGCUGUCGGAGGAGCAGGAGACACUGUUUCUGAAGCUGGUCAGCUUCUCAAAAGAAUGGGCUGAUUCAAAUUCGCCACCUAGAGGCACCAGCAUAAACUACACUAUCAUAAGCCAGGCAGCCAACCAAUCACAACCGCAGUUCAUCCAGCCCUGAGGAUACCAUAGCGUACAUUCCGGAAACAGCUGUAACUUCUGUUCUCAUUGAGAUGCAAAGCUAAGGGCGAUGGUGGAUUCCACUGCGUUUCCAAAUGGACCGGUCAGUUAAACUGAGCCACACAGCACCACUGUCCUGAAUUACACCCACGUGGCUAUAUCCGCCUCCACCAUCAUCACUUUGUUUCAAAAUACAAAAACCCUGUCGCUGUAUUCACAAUGCAUUCUGUUUGCAGUCUUUUUUUUUAUGGAUUCAUUCUACAAUCAAAAUGAAUGAUUUUGAAUUGAAUCCAUAGUGUUUCGAUUUGGAAAUGCAUUCGUAUAUGAGCGUGAUAUUAAACAUGUAAAAGCACAGCGCUCGGGCUGUCGAAAUGUGACUGAUAAUGACUGAAACGCGCUUAGCAUUACUGAACUUGUUAAUUGUUUGAAUGAAUUCAAUGUUAUUACAUAAAUACUGUAAUGCAUGGCAUGUCAUUUAUCUGCAUUAUUAUGGAGCAUUAAAAAUAAUUACUGCCAUUUUGUCUUGUGUGGGCAUCUUAGAAGUUGCUGCUGCUGUUUUAGUUCACGCACUUUCUGUGUGUAAAAUAAAGAUGCAUUUAAGAGGGCGCAGUUUUGUAACAUUGAGCAGUCGAAUUAGCCUCCUUAUACACAG
Polyodon spathula (Mississippi paddlefish) is the source of this 1716-nucleotide messenger RNA. RefSeq names its product insulin gene enhancer protein ISL-1-like. The transcript is spliced from 6 exons. The record is from RefSeq and is a predicted model, not a curated record. Gene Ontology annotation, biological process: neuron fate specification; axonogenesis; positive regulation of transcription by RNA polymerase II. Gene Ontology annotation, cellular component: nucleus. Bases 52 to 1065 code for a protein of 337 amino acids. Gene Ontology annotation, molecular function: DNA-binding transcription factor activity, RNA polymerase II-specific; cis-regulatory region sequence-specific DNA binding. Lineage: Eukaryota; Metazoa; Chordata; Actinopteri; Acipenseriformes; Polyodontidae.